AGCAAUGACACAAAGGGGGAGGCCCAUUCACAUUUCCUGCAGUGAGACCUUACUUUUUCAACUGUUACGAAUUUUGGUCGAAGACCAGAAUUCACCAUGAAAUACAGGACGGUGGUGAUGUACGUGGAGAUUGGCUGCUUCGUGUCCUGCUUAUGUGGCUGGAUUCUGGUCUCUUCAACUCUUCCCACAGAGUACUGGACUUUCUCAGAGGUGGGCACCGUAGUGCUGACCACCUCCAACUACUACUCCAACCUGUGGAUGGACUGCAUCUCAGACACCACGGGGGUGUCUGACUGCAAAUACUACCCCUCCAUGCUGGCCCUGCCUGUGUUCUUGCACGCCUGCAGAGCACUGGCGGUCUGUGCUGUCAUUACAGGCUUCUUCGGUGGCGUCCUCACACUCAUAGGGAUGAAAUGUACUAAAAUAGGUGGGACAGAGAUUGUCAAUUCAAGGGUGACAUUUUCUGGUGCUAUCACCUACCUGGCUUCAGGCGGCUGCGGCAUGAUCACCUACUCGUGGUGGGCUAACAGAGUCAUAACUGAAUUUAAGAAUCCAAAUUUCAGGUCACAGAAGUUUGAACUUGGAGCAGCAAUUUUUGUUGGCUGGGGAGGAUCCCUUCUUCUUAUUUGUGCAGGGGCAGUGCUGGCCUAUUUGUCUGGGAAAGAAAUCCUACCAUCAUGCAUCAGUUCCACCCAAAGGCCACAGAGACCAGUUUCCUACACCACUGCCCGUACCAGACGUACAUACAUGAUGCCGCCCCCAUCCUCCAGAGUGACAUUAGUGCCCCCACUGUAUAACAAAGGCAUGGAUGGCCGAACAACCAGAGCAACAAAUAAGACAGAUCAAACCUUGGGCAGAGACAGCUUCGUCUGAGCCAGAGGGAACCAAGAGUGAAGAGAACAGAAAACGUAUGAUUACCCAUACAAUAUGAAGCUGUAGCAUAAAGGAGAAAUUGCUCUUACUGGUUGGUGUUGUAAAUUACAUUUGAGUCCACAAGGUGGACGAGGUGUAUUUUGUAUAAAAAUUGGCCAACCUCCUCAAAAUUCCAU
Molecule: messenger RNA, 1049 nt
Organism: Pundamilia nyererei
Lineage: Eukaryota; Metazoa; Chordata; Actinopteri; Cichliformes; Cichlidae
Gene: cldn10d
Product: claudin 10d
Exons: 5
Coding region: 97-873 (258 amino acids)
Cellular component (GO): membrane; bicellular tight junction
Molecular function (GO): structural molecule activity
Source: RefSeq, a predicted model, not a curated record